Messenger RNA from Penicillium bovifimosum, 720 nucleotides. RefSeq lists its product as uncharacterized. The record is from RefSeq and is a predicted model, not a curated record. The coding region runs from base 1 to 720 and encodes 239 amino acids. NCBI's taxonomy places the organism in Eukaryota, Fungi, Ascomycota, Eurotiomycetes, Eurotiales, Aspergillaceae. The transcript has 3 exons.
AUGACGGCAAUCCCAAUCCCCACCCCAACCCAACGCCCAUACGCAAUCCCAAUCGACAUGCAAUCGCAAUCCCCCUUCAGCUACCCAGACUCCACCUACUCCUCCUCCUACUCCUCCACUUCCUCCCCAGGAACAAUGGACUUCUUCUUCUACGACACCCAACCCCUCUACAACAUCGACACAACCACCUACCCAAUGACAGACCUCCCAGAAGUCUACUCCAUCACCAGCUCCCCAUACACCUACCAAACACAAACACAAGACUACCCCCCACCAACCUUCGACCAAUACCCAACCCAAAGCGCACCCAGCAGCUGCGGCAGCAGCUACAGCAGCAACUUCACCUUCCCAUCCGAGGACCUCUCUCUCCCCUCCUACCCACACGGACUCGGCUACGACUCCGCUCCGGACUCACCAGCCCCAUCUACAUCAACCUCUGCCUCGACAUGCGCAUCUGCCUAUACAUCCACAUCUAGAACCUCCAAACCCUUCGGCUGCGACAACUGCGGCAAGUCCUUCACCCGCUUUGCAGACCUGAAGCGCCACCAGUCUAGCGUGCAUUACCCGGUUUUUCGUAAUUGUCCGGUUGAUCAGUGCUCGCGGAAGGGCAGUAAUGGGUUUCCGAGACAGGAUCAUCUUGUUGAGCAUUUGCGGUCGUAUCAUCAUCUUCAUGUGCCGAAGCGCGGGGGUUGUAAGCGGUCUGCGAAGGAGAUUUCCUGA